CCGCUGACCGAUUUCACAAGUCUUCCAUCCACUACAAAAAUGCGGUCUCAAAGGCGUCUGUGAUGCCAAUUCCUCGAGCAUCGCCGUAAGACACCCUUCAUCAUUUUCUCCGUCCUAAAACCUCUCACGUCACUCAAAUCUUCGUUGAACUACCAGUCUUCCACGUGGCUUUGCCAAAUCAUUUUUGCAUGUUGGUAAGCAGCCGUCUCCGGUUCCUUUCUCCCCAUAUUUCUUUCCCAUUCCUCUCCCUGCGAAAUCAUACCCCUUCAAGGCUUUCUUUCUCCGUUGCAGCCUCAGCCAUGGAGACGAGCUCGCCUUCUGCUCUAUUUUUAUGCGGUAAGUCAUCUGCGGAAACCGAAAUUGCCAAGUCAUUAAAAAUCAACAACGCUCUUAGGCUCCCAAACGGUGGCGAAGUUUCAACUCAUUUACGAUCAGAGAUUAGCAAUUUCCGAUUUGGUGAAGAGGCUUUUAAUGUCGAUUUGUUUCUGAAUUCGCUCUCGACUAACCGAUUCGGUCGGAAUCUUAUUUGGUCCCCGCGGUUGCCUUCCACGCACGACGUAGUUUCUCACAAUUUUUGUGAGCUUCCAAUUGGUGCGGCUUGUGUAGCUGAUGUUCAGUUUAAAGGGCGAGGUCGUUCCAAGAAUGCGUGGGAGUCUCCGAGGGGAUGCCUUAUGUUUUCAUUUACUUUAGAAAUGGAGGAUGGAAAAAUUGUGCCUUUGGUACAAUAUGUAGUGUCUCUAGCUGUGACGGAGGCUAUAAAGGAUAUUUGUGAUCGGGAAGGCUUCCCAUGUCUUGAUGUUAGAAUCAAGUGGCCAAAUGAUCUGUACUUAAAUGGCCUUAAAGUUGGAGGCAUUCUCUGCACAUCAACGUAUAAAUCAAAGAAGUUCAAUGUCAGUUCUGGUAUAGGUUUGAAUGUUGAUAAUGAGAAACCAACGACAUGCUUGAAUGCAGUAUUAAAAGAGCAGUCUAGUACUUCUAACAAAUUUAGAAGAGAAGAUAUCAUGGCUGCCUUCUUUAAUAAAUUUGAGAUGUUAUAUGAUAUUUUCUUAAAUCAAGGAUUUCAAACUCUUGAGGAGCUUUACUAUAGAACAUGGCUUCAUAGUGGGCAGAGAGUUAUUGUACAGGAAAAGAAUGAGGAUAGAAUUGUGGAAAAUGUGGUCACUAUCCAGGGUUUGACAUCCUCAGGGUAUUUGUUAGCUAUUGGUGAUGACUAUCAAAUGUGUGAACUCCAUCCUGAUGGAAACAGUUUUGACUUCUUCAAAGGGCUGGUCAGGAGAAAACUUGAAUGAAGAACAUUCCACAGCACAUUCAACCGGAGGCAAACUGUCAUGUUGUAACAUGUGCGAAACACAGGCUGCAUUCUUUCUUUUCUUUUUAUGUGCUUUUUAAACCAAUGUCAUUAUACACAAAAGGGUAUCCAUUUUUUUUUAUUUAAUUUAAUUUUUGUUUGAA
This is a messenger RNA of Theobroma umbraticum, 1452 nucleotides long. Its product is annotated as biotin--protein ligase 2. Gene Ontology annotation, cellular component: cytoplasm. Gene Ontology annotation, molecular function: biotin--[biotin carboxyl-carrier protein] ligase activity. The record is from RefSeq and is a predicted model, not a curated record. NCBI's taxonomy places the organism in Eukaryota, Viridiplantae, Streptophyta, Magnoliopsida, Malvales, Malvaceae. Gene Ontology annotation, biological process: protein modification process.